CGACCGCGACCACGACUCUCCGCCCUCAAUUGACGAAACCACCCCGUCCUCCUCCUAGCCGACUCACGAAUCGUGCGAUUGCGGCGCCCUGCCAUCAAAUUAAACAUACACGAUGUCAUCCUCGGCGCCUCGCGGCGGCGAGCGCAUGAUCCAUCAGGAUUUCAUUGCCAGGAUCCGCUACUCCAACGCCCUCCCGCCUCCUCCCAACCCGCCCAAGCUGCUCGACAUCCCGAACACUGGCCUGGCUAGCGGCCAGUACACAACACCCGGGUUUGCGUCGCGUCUGGCGAGAGAGCAGCCGCUGAAUAUUGAGGUUGAUGCGGAACUCGGCAUGCCCUUGGACCUGGUGGGCAUGCCAGGCAUCUUUGAUGGGGACGAGAGCUCUAUCCAGGCAUCUUCGCAUCCACCUGCCGUUCAUCCCCACGACAGAGCCCUUCUCAGGCCGCUUUCUACUCUGGGCCGAGCCAAGAGCAACGCCGACGCAUCAGUCUCGUUCUUGCGAAGAACCGAAUACAUCUCUUCUGUGGCCCCCAGGAAAGCGGUCGCUACGGGGGCUUUCAUCAACCCCAAGAUCAAGCGCGCGGAGAAGCGCCGCUCUCCCGAGCCGGACAAAGACUCUCCGGCAGCCAUCAGGCGCAAGAUCGAGAAGAGUUUCGAGAGCGCCGAGCGCUUCCUCAGCAACCCAAGCCGCCACCGCCAUCCCAGCAAGCCCCACGUCCAUCUCACCUCCUCGUACCCUCUGCUGCCCGAUCACGACGCGUUCCCCGACUCGGGCGCGUACGUCACCGUCAAGCUCCUCACGAACCCCGUGGCCAGCGCCAACAAGUACGACCGCCGCCUGCUCAGCGGUCUGCUGCGUCCUCUAGACCGGAGCCCGGAGGAGAAUGAGGCUUUCCAAGCUGCCCUCGAGGCUCACGAGCGCGACCCUGCUCGCAAUCCCAAGCCUGCCAAUCUGAUGGACUACAGCUUCUUCCUCCCCAAGACCCAGACCACGGGUGACAACUUCCGGGCAAAGUUCGACCCGGAGAACCCCAAUCACGACGACGAUUCGCUCUACACAUACCAGAGUGGCUCCAACGCCUGCUUCCAGUUCUCCCGUCUCCGUGCGUAUGAAACGACCAAGGAGACGGAGCUGGACCACAACUCCAAAUACAGCGAGGAAGUCAUCCUCGCGUUCAAUGACGAGCCCUCAGGCAGCAAGCAGAAGGCCGCCUACUACUACCCGGUCAUCCAGCGUACCACCAUUCGUCCCCAGCGUGCCAAGAACAUUGCCCGCACGCUAAGCCAUAUGGAUGAUGAAACGCAGGUUGUCAACGAGGUUGAAGUGACCGUCACUGACCCCAAGGGAGCGCCUCGCGAAAACAUGAGGCGGUACAAGGAGAAGCCGAUCGGCUAUGUAGAGGAGGCUCAGGACCCCUUCCCUUCUGCCGAGGGCGCUGGCGAGGGCGCUGCUCCUGGAACGCCCUCGGACCGCGAUGCCGAUGGCGAUGCCGAUGGAGAUGAGGAUGAGGACUAGGAGGGUGGAAAGGAAGCAAGGAGAUGUGAAGUCCAUCACAUGACAUAGCACGUUGCUGGAGAAAGGCGGAAGGUCAUGACAGCAUCGAAAGCAAUUUCAACACGUAUCAAUGGGGUUUUGCACAAUCAGCCGCCCCCUGUAAACCAUCUGGCGUUUGGGUGUGAUAGAGAAACGGCCUUUGGUGGUGAACAACUAGACAGAAAUCACACGGACGAAACAUGCUGCUUGGUUUGUGCCGUAACACGAUUCGACGAGGACCGACGUGACACGCAGCGUGAAGAGUGCGAGACACCUUUGCAGUCGAAUGACUGAGGAUCGCGUGCUUCUCAUCCGCGCGAAAGAAGAUGUGAUGCUGAAGGG
Messenger RNA from Colletotrichum navitas, 1876 nucleotides. RefSeq names its product RNA polymerase II-associated. NCBI's taxonomy places the organism in Eukaryota, Fungi, Ascomycota, Sordariomycetes, Glomerellales, Glomerellaceae. The record is from RefSeq and is a predicted model, not a curated record. Gene Ontology annotation, cellular component: Cdc73/Paf1 complex. The transcript has 2 exons. Gene Ontology annotation, biological process: transcription elongation by RNA polymerase II. Bases 113 to 1516 code for a protein of 467 amino acids. Gene Ontology annotation, molecular function: chromatin binding; RNA polymerase II complex binding.